UAUAAUACCAAAGAGAUACUAUACAAUACGUAUCAUUACAUCUAUUAUCAGGUAAUAUCACAUUCUGUCUACAUUGCGUCUACCCGUUACUCUGUGUAUAUGCCCUUUAUACGGACACACACAGAAUUGAUGAGCUAUUAUAACGGGUGCGAAUUAUACAUCGGAGUCGAAAGCUCAAACUCCGCGGCGAACAUACAAGGCGGCGAUCAUAAGAGUGAACGGUGAUUCGUCAGAUACAGCUGGAACGAUGGAGAAAGGUGAAAUAAAAACGUCAACCGACCCUGCGAUUAACGGCGGAUCGGAGAGUGAGAAAGAUCUCCUGAAGAAGAUUUACCAAUCUGUUAAGCAGGAGACACCCAUCCCGAUACAAACAGAGAUUAUAGGCACCAUUCCGAGUUGGCUGAAGGGAAAUCUCUUACGUAAUGGACCUGGCCAAUUCGAGGUCGGCGAGGAAAGCGUGGAUCAUCUUUUCGAUGGUCUUUCUUUCCUUCAUCGAUUCAUCAUAGAAGGAGGGGAGGUCAAAUACCAGGGCCGAUUUCUCAGGAGUGACAUCUACGAGAAGGCGAUGAAGCAUCAGCGGCUGGUCUUCAGCGGCUUUGGUACACCAGCCCGUCACCCGGAUCCCUGCAAGACGCUCUUCCAACGGAUAUUCUCUAUCUUCGAAAUGGAAUUCCCGGAUAACUGCAACGUGAACUGGAUGAAACUCGGCGACGAGUUCUACGCCCUCACCGAGACUCCGUUGCUCAAGAAGAUCGAUGUCGACAAGCUUGAUGUCCUUGACACUGUCGAUAUUGAGAAGCUAGUCGGUGUUCACACAGCUACAGCGCAUCCACACUGUGGACGAGAUGGAACCACAUACAACCUAGGUACAACCUUUUCAAUGAGAUGCAAAUACUGUGUGAUACAGGUUCCGCCCAUCAGCAAAAAAAAUGCCGGUGAAAACGCGAUGAGUGGAGCGUCCAUCCUGAGCAGCAUCCCUGCCUCCUCGUACAAUCCGACCUACUACCAUAGCUUUGGUAUCUCGGAAAAUUACAUCAUCUUCGUCGAGCAACCUCUCCACAUAAACUUGUUCAAAGUCAUGCUCUUCUCUAAACUGCUUGGGACCCGGCCCAUGACCGAGUGCAUGGAAUACCACCCAGAUUCCAAAGUCCGGUUUCACCUUAUCCGCCGUGAUGACGGCACCGUCAUCUCAACGCACUACACCGCCGACGCCUUCUUUUGCUUCCAUCAUUGCAAUGCUUACGAGACCGACGACGGCAAGGACGUCGUUGUAGACAUGUGUUGCUUCGAGGAUGACGAUGUCCUGAAGAGAUCCACUAUGGAUAAUAUUAGGAAAGGAAAUUUGCAUGUCGAAGAUUGUGUCGUCAGAAGAUAUGUACUCCCGCUCGGCGCCGAAACCAAGGAGGGUGGAGAUAAUUUGGUCACAAUGGUUGAUUCGGAAGCCACGGCGACCCUGAGCCCUGACGGUUCAAUUCACUGUAUUCCAGAGCAACUGUGUGAUGUCAGUUUGGAGUUACCUCAAGUGAACUAUGCCGACUUCAACGGACGUGACUAUCAAUAUUUGUAUGGUACGGGUGGAAAUAUGCAGAAGAUACAUAAGGUCAACGUGAAAACCCGCCGCGUUGAGACGUGGUCUAGCCCGGGUUGCUUUCCGUCAGAACCUAUGUUCGUCCCCGCACCAACCAAGAAUGCUGAGGAUGAUGGAGUAAUCCUGUCCUGCGUGACAAACCUCGCAGACGAUAAACAACCUCCGUUCUUGCUGGUGCUCGAUGCCCGUACCCUCACCGAAAUCGCCCGGGCUGUCAUCCCACUACCUAUCAGUUUGUUUGGUAUUCACGGCAUUUUCGUGUAGGAAUCGUCCUACUAUGAUUAUAGAAAUCGUCCGUAAACGCGGCAUGUUCGUGGCGGGAUCGUCUUAAUUGCUAACCUCCGAGGUCGCUCGUGCUUCAUGUCGGUGUGAAUGCUUUCCACGGAAUGUUUUUGUGAUAACCGUUAUGUAAUACUCUGUGAUUUUUCAAAUAAAGAGAGAGUAUAUUCCUGAAUAGACAGACUGUUUUGUAUCAAAAUAUGUAUUUUAUGAUCAAAUAUAAAUGACCACUUUCUUUUAACCUGUGAAUACUUAAAUUUGCAUGGUGCAAGUUAAUAUAGAAACCAUCAUGAAUUUUAUAUUACGACGAAAGAAUCGAGUAUGGUGAAUUUUUUCAGAGAUGAUAUAUUUUGUAAAUGGUAGAAAUUUUGAUGUACAUAUUUGUUGACACCAUUCAACGCAUGAUAGGCCUAUAUUUUAAUGUAUCAAAAUAUUUAUAACGCAGACGACAGAUUCUCUGUAAAUUUAUAUACAACUUUUAAACUUGCUUGUAAAGCCUUUUCCUUUAAAAAUAUUUCACGACUUUAGCUAUACUCCUCUCAUAGCAACUGAUUGUAUACUAAAGGCUAGAAUGCACUUUUGUUGGCCCGGCCAUAAUCUUGAUUUAAAUCAGGUUUGUCAUAUAGUGGCGAUGAAAAAAAACCCUAAAAAGUCCGGGUUAUGCCCUUUUGUUUAAAGCUAUCUUGAUUUUGAAAUAUACUAAUCAUUUUAACAUUUUCUUGCCUACCUAUAUAUUGCGAAAUCCAAAACCCAAAUCGGAUCGCAGUUUAUUCAUCACCUAUUCGUCCAGUAUAUCCCCGUUAAAUUGUGAUUUAUCAUUGUAAACUAUAAUUAUAUGCGCACUUGUCUGCUGGUUUUAAUUCCUUCAUAUUCAUUUGUAUAUUGGACUUUAUAUGUGAUUAUAAUUAUGUGGCACUUUUUUAUUUUUUAUUUUUUAUUUAAGGCGUGAUUGAGAAAAUAUUUAAUUUCAUUCAAAUUCCCAUAACUUUGAUCAAUACUGACAUAGUUACACGGCAAUUAUAGUUAUAAUGAUUCAUGAUUAAAUUAUCAAGUUCUCAAUAAAAUAUCUGCUCUUUGAAGAGCAUUAAAUCAUGUCAUUAAACAAGGAGCUAAUUAUCUAAAUCCUUGCCCAAAUAGACGUGUAACAGUCAGGCACGCCGGAAGCAGUUUGGAAUGGGGG
Messenger RNA from Strongylocentrotus purpuratus (purple sea urchin), 3047 nucleotides. Its product is annotated as retinal Mueller cells isomerohydrolase. Gene Ontology annotation, molecular function: beta-carotene 15,15'-dioxygenase activity; carotenoid dioxygenase activity. Gene Ontology annotation, biological process: retinal metabolic process; carotene catabolic process. NCBI's taxonomy places the organism in Eukaryota, Metazoa, Echinodermata, Echinoidea, Camarodonta, Strongylocentrotidae. The record is from RefSeq and is a predicted model, not a curated record. The transcript is spliced from 10 exons. The coding region runs from base 248 to 1852 and encodes 534 amino acids.